This is a messenger RNA of Glarea lozoyensis ATCC 20868, 3021 nucleotides long. Its product is annotated as EF-hand. Bases 1 to 3021 code for a protein of 1006 amino acids. The record is from RefSeq and is a predicted model, not a curated record. The transcript is spliced from 5 exons. NCBI's taxonomy places the organism in Eukaryota, Fungi, Ascomycota, Leotiomycetes, Helotiales, Helotiaceae. Gene Ontology annotation, molecular function: calcium ion binding; protein binding.
AUGAGCUUCGGAUACAGCGUGGGCGACUUCAUUGCAGUCGUUCAACUUGCCUACACAGUUUAUGAGCGGUGCGCUUCGUCAGUCGAAGAGUUUAGGGAUAUCGGCCGGGAUGUGGGCAAUACCCGUAUUGUACUCAGCGCCAUCCGACGAUACUGGGAAGAAGAAGGUUCUCGUGGUCAUUCAUUGAUCGUCGCACAACAAGAAGAACUGAAACAGCUAGCUGAGAACUCUUACGGAAUUUUGAAAAAGAUUGACACAGUGUUGCAAAAACAUAGGGGUCUGGAAGACCGAGCCAAAUUGAAAGACAAACUGAAGUGGGCACUGACCGGAUUUGUCCGUGACAUUGGACCUCAAAGGCAAGCCUUGCAAGAGAAUACGAAUGCCUUGGCAAUCUUCAACGCUACUCUCACUGCCGAAAAUGCUUCUGGAGUGGCGAAUCAGCAAUUAAAAUUACUUGAAGCUCAGGGCCAGCUCCUGAAAUUUCUUGUCACUCAGUACUACGAAUUCCAGACUGGAACGGGUGGUAAGGUAGCGCCAGCCUUCUCACAAAUUGCUGUGAAAGAUACCACAGAAGGAGAUGAUCAUUGGAAGAAUAUCGAGGCUGAAUUUGAGGCAGCCAGCUUCAAUCCAACGGUCGUCAGGAGAAACCAGAAGUUCAUAAAGGAUUGGAUCGUUACGGUUAUACCAGAAGAGGGAGAAAAAGCGCUCGUGCCGUUGACAGACACAGCCACUGCGGAUCAGCAUGGUGGUGUAGCUGAGGCCACAAAUACUAUUACUCUGCCCUCCAGGGAGGUCAAAAACGAUACUGAACAGACACAAGAAACCAAUACAAUGAGCGUUUCCCCUCCCAAAACCAAACCGCCUGCGACUGUCGAGCAACCUCUCGUUCCCUUAGUUCCAGUUCGGCCAGUCAGUGUAAGCUCACAUCGAAGCAAAUUGAGCACAUGGCAGGAUUCGAGCGUUACAGACUCUGACUAUGUUGCCAAAAUGAUUGCCAAGGUACUGAAAUCAAAAUACGGGGAAGAUUGUGACGACUACUACGCACUUCCGAUCAAACGUGCUUUCGAUCACCUCGACUGGACACGACGUGGUUGGAUCUCAUUCGGAGAAGUCCAAAAAUACUGUUCGAAAGCAGGAAAGCUUUCUGGGUUUUCACUAGAUCAGUCAGGGAUUGGGGCGCUUGCAAAGACAUUAGACAAGAACAAAGACAAUCAAGUCAAUCGAGAAGAAUUUGUUGAGAUCGUCAUGGCCCUCAGGCAGCGUAUUCUCGAGCAAGUGAUAAUUGCUGAGGCUAAACUUGAGGGAAGAAUGGAAGCUGGCUUCUUGUUGAAGAGAUUUUUCGAUAACGCUUCCGAUGAAUCCAUGAUGCCACCAUUUUGGCACAUCUUCACUAAAACCUUAGGUAGCGAAACAUCUCGCCUUUAUCGACACGAUCUGAGUGCGGAUUAUCCCUAUAAACAAGGAUCUAUUCCACCGUUACAGUGCAACUUCACAAACGUUGCCUUUGUUGCAACGGCUCAUUGCUCUCUUCGAAUUGCCGCAGCUUCCCACGACUACCGCACUACUAUUGUAGCUCUAUCAAAAGAGGAAAUGGCGGAGUAUACAGUGGCCCUUGAUAAUGUCCUCAAAGCUACUCAAAUGUUCCACCUUGUUGAUGGGAGCGAGUUCCCAGGCCAACUCUACCCCCUUGAUCGCAGCCUAGUCCAAAUGGAUCUCCUUUCCCCGGGCACACUCCAGCAGUGGGCUGACUGUCCUAACAAGCAGCUCAUAGAGCUGGCUAAGCAGUGCUGGGACAUUCUUGACCCCAUCCUUGCAUUCGUGUUCGACUUGAAAGUGAAAAACUCGGCGAAAGUCAUUUCGAAAAGUCCAAAACAAUUGUCAUCUGGAGUUUCAGUUGAGCCCCCAGACCUUGCUGAGUGGCGGCGACUGCGAAUGCUCGAGCGGUCCAAAAGAAUCCUGAACGACAUCCAACAGUGGGACACAAUACAAGUAAUCUUACAAACAUGCCGCGAGUGGUCAGAAGCAAAGGCCACGGAGCUGGAUAAUCAAACAAAGCUUACGAUCGAGGAUACUAAAUUGUUUCACACGCUGUGCCAGAUAGAUUUGGAGAACAACAACCUCACUGUGAAUAAUGUGGAACUCACAGGACUCAAGCGCGACAUUUUUCGGCGGUACCCGAGUACUCUUCUCGGGAUCUUCGUGGAUGAGAAAAGUGUUUUCGUCGGAAACGUGUUGGCAGAUAAGACUGACACUCCUUAUUGGAUAUUGGGCAAUGGUAUGCUUGUAAAUAGAAAGAGUAGAGUGGUGCUCGAGUUUCACGACAAGAAAAAGCUCGAUAAGUCCACAGUAGGAGAAAGCUUUAUUGGGUACUUUGGGUUCAAUGUUUCGGAUGUCACCAACUUUUCGGGCAGGGCUACAGUGACUAAGUCUGGACAAUUGGUUUCAGCCAACGGCCUAGAGAGUCCAAAGCUAGAAGUUAAAGUCACUGUAAGUACGGAUUGGAAAGUUAAGGAAACUUGGAGCUCCACUACAUCGGGAAGCCUUGCACACAAUAUAGCAACAUCUCCCAUUCCACAAGGCUGGGAGGCUCAACGGACCUCAGCUGGUGACGUUUAUUUCUUCAACUCGGAGCAAAAUAAGGCUACCGCAUGCUUGUGGUGGGAUCCAAUUCCUAACGAUAUUCGAAAAGACCCGCUACGUCCUCUUCCACCAGGCUGGACAGCAGUAGUGGAAGACGGCGCCCUGAAGUACAGAGGUCCGCGAGGCAUAACAACAGAAGUCUUCCCCGCGGCCGUCAAACAAUCCACCUUUGAAACCGUCAUUCAGGCGAAGACAUUUUGCCAGCCUCUAGAAUUUUUUUCACAGGAACUUAUUGCUGUUUUCGAGAAGGCAGCUGCAGGCUUUGAGGCACGAGCACUCACCAGUCUCGGCAUUCGAAGACAGGAUGCAUACAAGCGGCAGCAGGCUUUAGAGAAACAAGAGAUUACUGCCCUUCUUCAACCAAUCCGACAGAAAAAGUAG